Topomyia yanbarensis is the source of this 1143-nucleotide messenger RNA. Its product is annotated as nuclear RNA-binding protein sart-3-like. Bases 1 to 1143 code for a protein of 380 amino acids. Lineage: Eukaryota; Metazoa; Arthropoda; Insecta; Diptera; Culicidae. Gene Ontology annotation, molecular function: RNA binding. The record is from RefSeq and is a predicted model, not a curated record. The transcript has 3 exons.
AUGCGAGGAUUUGAUGUGGUUCGAAAGGUAUAUAAAAAGGCGAUCAGUUCCGUUGCACUCAAUGAUCCGGAAACGCUGGCGGCAGCUUGGAUGCGUUUUGAACGAUGUAAUGGCUCACUGGAGCAGUUGACCGCAUGUCAAGAGAUUUGCACAGCCACGGUGCAGGCUUACUACAGGACAUUGAACCAGCAGCGAACCCCGAAGGGACGUCGUUCGGAUCCGAAAAAAGAGUUAGAACCAAAGGAACCGAACAAGAAGAAACCUCUUAAGAGACCCAUCGACGAAAGUAAUUCGAGCGAAAGUAACGAAGAUCACUUUAAAAAACCAAUUGUUCCGAUAGGGCCACUGCCUCGCAAAAAAUCUGAUUCCUCGAUUGAGGAAAAUACCAAACGGAUUCGUUUGGAGGCACCAGUAGUGAUCAAAGAAAAGGAUACUGCCAACAACAGCAGGCGAUUAUUGUUUUUCAGUAAUCUCAGUUUUGAUGCCACGGAGGAUCAGAUUCGGGCCAACUUUCCGGAGUUGCAGUUUAAAUCGAUAGAACUAGUACAGGGUUCUAGUGGUAAGAGUUGUCGCUUCGGUUACGUUGAAUUCGAAGACGAACAGGACGUUCAAAAGGCUCUCAGCUUCGAUCGGCGCCUACUUGAUGGCCGUCCCUUCUCGGAAAGAUUCGAACCCAACAAACUGUUCAUCAAGAGGCUCUCUUUCGAGGCGGGAAACGAAGACGUUCGCAAGCUGUUCGAACCGUACGGUAAGCUCCGCGAUGUACAAGUUGUGUACUAUCGCAGUGGCAAAUCGAAAGGAUUAGCUUAUGUGGAGUAUGAAAGUGAGGCGGCCGCCAAAAAUGCUGUCCUCAAUAUGGAUCAGUAUGAAAUGAACGGAUUCACGUUGACUGUGGCUCUCUCUGCUCCUCCACCCAGGGGCAAUCCCACGGAGAGAAGCGGAUCCGAGACUACAGUUGCUGGUAGCAGCCUGGGCGGAGGAAAGAGACACGCGGUUAAAGGAGACGUCAAGCAGAAACUGUCGAUCAUGAUUCCAACUGCCCUUUUGAGGAAGGCAACACCUACAAAUCCGCAAGCCGGUACAAGUUCCCACGGCAACAAGCCAAAAUCUAUCGAAGAUUUCCGGAAACUACUACUGAAGUAG